Molecule: messenger RNA, 1495 nt
Organism: Eriocheir sinensis (Chinese mitten crab)
Lineage: Eukaryota; Metazoa; Arthropoda; Malacostraca; Decapoda; Varunidae
Gene: Polr3F
Product: DNA-directed RNA polymerase III subunit RPC6-like
Exons: 9
Coding region: 467-1381 (304 amino acids)
Biological process (GO): transcription by RNA polymerase III
Cellular component (GO): RNA polymerase III complex
Source: RefSeq, a predicted model, not a curated record
GGCGACUCCCGACAACAAGUUCAAGUUCAGAUCAAGGCUGAGUGUAAACAAAUAGCCGCACAGCUGGGAAAAAAGGGCACAAAUGUUUGAAUAAGUGAAUAUAAGUGGCUUUAUUUCAGGUUAGAAAAUAACAUAACGCUGAAAAGGAAGUUGUGUGAAUAAGAAGGGAGGAACGAGAGGAGGAGGACCUAAGAAGCGAUACAAAGCGUUACAGGUCAAAAGAAGAAGAAGCUCCCAUGCUGCUCAGCUGACCUUAAUUAAAACACUCCAGAAGAAGAAAAAGAAACUCCUGGCUUUAAACGUGCAUCCUUCACCCUGGCUGCCGAGGGGGUCCCGCCACCUGAAGGACCAACAGUCAUCGCCUCCUCCGCGCCUUCCUCAGGAGAGCACUAGGGCGAGCACCGUCUCCUGAACUGUCACAGCCCUUCAACAACAACAACAACAACAACUUCACAAGAUAUCCACAAUGGCACCACCAGCUAUAACACCGGAAGUUGAAAAAAGAGUGAUUCAACUGUGUGACGAAUUCAAGCAGGGGAUAAACCACCAGAUAAUACAAAACGACAUGCCGGAACUAAAACAGGAGCAGAUCGUCGCUGUCAUCAACAAGCUGCUCGCAAACAGCCGGAUUGACAUGCUGAAGAAGGAUGACGGUGCGCUAGUGUUCAAGCUGCGUGACCCCGGCAGCCUCCACCGCAUCAAGGGCGCUGAGCCGGAGGAGCAGGUUGUUUACAAGAUCAUUGAGGAGCACGGCACGCAAGGCAUCUGGGCGCGGGAGAUCCGCUCCAAGAGUAACCUGCACCUGAACACAGUGGAAAAGGUUCUGCGCAAACUAGAAAGCAAAAAGCUGAUCAAGAGCUUCAAUUCUGUUGCUGCUCCCAAGAAGAAGACCUACCUGCUCUACGACCUUCAACCCGACCGCUCGCUGACGGGAGGCGCGUGGUACUCCGACCAACACUUUGACUCAGAGUUUGUGGACAUCCUCAACCAACAGUGCUGGAGGUUCUUAGAGCAGAAAAUGGUGCGAGCGAGGCAGGUCGCUGGUGGGCCAAUAGCCGUGAGAAAUGCCUCCUAUGCCUCCUCUAAAGAAAUCCUAAAGCACAUCAGUGAGCUGGGCAUCACUAAGGUCCAGCUCAGCGUCGAGGAUAUUGAAACCAUCCUCGAGACACUAGUGUUUGAUGGGAAGGUCGAACGCUCCGUGGCCACUGACGGAGCCCAGGGAGUGAAGCUGUACCGGGCCGUCACCUCCUUCAUGCCCACCCCGUCCCUCAUGACCAUACCCUGUGGAGUUUGUCCGCUUAUUAAGGAAUGCGAUGAUGUGGGUGACGUGACGCCCACCAAAUGCCGCUACAUGAAGCAAUGGCUCAACCUGGAGUGGUGAGGAAAGGUUUGGAAAGCAGUUGGUGAGUUCCUACUUCAUCUUUACAGGAAGUCUCUGUAAGGGUCAAAACAAUAUGCAUACAUGCACAUAUUACGAAUAAAAUAUUUAAUUUUU